AGAACACCCAUUGGGAAAAUAAAAAUAAAAAUCAAACACAACUCCAUCUUCUUUGCGUAGCAAUCUGAAACACCCAUAAAGCUUCUGACCUUGUUCAUGUAAUCUUGACAAUCUUUCUUGGCUUUUCUUGAACUCACAACGAUGAUCCGAUUACCAGAAAAGGUGAACACUUUUCUGAGCAACAGAUGGCUAGUUUUUGUGGCUUCUAUGUGGGUUCAAUCUUGUUCCGGGAUUGGGUAUAUGUAUGGGAGCAUAUCGCCGGUGAUCAAGAGCACCAUGGGUUAUAAUCAGAGGCAGAUUGCAGCGUUGGGUGUCGCUAAAGAUAUCGGUGAUGCUAUCGGGUUCAUCGCCGGAAGUUUGUGUGAAGUUGCUCCGAUUUGGGUCGUUCUUUUCAUCGGCGUUGCUCAGAAUUUCUUUGGCUAUGGUCUCGUUUGGCUCACUGUCAAUGGCACCCUGCCGGAGUUGCCUUUAUGGGUGCUAUGUGUUUGCAUAUUCGUUGGAACAAAUGGCGAAACCUACUUCAACACCGGAGCUCUUGUUUCCGGCGUCCAAAACUUCCCCAAAAGCCGUGGUCCAGUCGUCGGAAUCCUCAAGGGUUUCGCCGGCUUGAGCGGAGCUAUUUUGACACAAGUUUACACCAUGUUCAAUUUCCCCGAUGAAUCCGCCAUUAUUUUCGUGGUGGCAGUUGGCCCCACGAUCGUGAUUUUAUCCGUCAUGUUCAUCGUUAGACCAGUCGGCGGCCAUAGACAAGCUCGACAAUCUGAUAACACAAGCUUUUUAGCUCUAUAUGGCGUUUGCCUAAUCCUCGCUGCUUAUCUUCUAGCUGUUCUAAUCCUUCAAGAUCUUGUCAAUUUAAACCAGCCCACAAUCAUUGCCCUAACAAUCGGAUUACUGAUUCUUGUAUUACUUCCCGUUACGAUUCCAAUCUUUUUAGUGUUCUUCUCCCCCAAAUCCCAUGAUCCCAUGGAAGAAACCCUUCUCAUCGAGAAUCAAAACCCUGAUGUCAUUUUAAGCGAAGUAGAAGACGAAACAACUUCAGAAAUCGAUUCACUUCCCGACACCGAAAGGGAAAAGAGAAUCUCCCAUUUGCAAGCGAAACUGGUUCAAGCAGCUGCGGAUGGAGCUGUGAAUGUGAAGAAGAAGAAAGGUCCACGAAGAGGGGAGGAUUUCACUUUAUUUCAAGCAUUACAGAAAGCCGAUUUCUUGCUCAUGUUCUUCUCUCUAGUUCUCGCAUCUGGUUCUGGGUUGACUGUAAUCGAUAAUCUUGGUCAAAUGUGUGAAUCUUUAGGCUACGAAAACCCUCAUAUCUUCGUCUCCAUGAUCAGUAUCUGGAACUUUCUUGGUCGUGUUGCUGGUGGGUAUUUCUCCGAGAUCAUCGUAAGGAAAUACGCAUACCCAAGACCAGUCGCCAUGGCUGCUGUUCAAGUAGUGAUGGCAUUUUCGUUAUUUUACUACGCAAUGGGGGCACCAGGGGCAAUUUACAUCGUCUCCGUCGUAAUGGGUUCUUGCUACGGAGCUCAUUGGGCUAUAGUUCCAUCUGCGGCUUCGGAGUUAUUUGGUUUAAAGAGCUUCGGAGCGUUGUAUAACUUUCUCGCCCUCGCAAGUCCUACUGGUUCUCUCAUCUUUUCUGGUGUUAUCGCUAGUGGGAUUUACGAUUAUGAAGCGAAGAUUCAGAGUCAAACAGUUGGAGAAGGAGAAGCACUCACUUGCUAUGGAACUAUUUGCUAUUCGAUCACUUGUGGGAUCUUGUCAGUUCUUUGUCUUACUGCUGUUUCGUUGAGUAUGAUUGUGGUUUACAGGACUAAAAGAGUGUAUGCGAAGCUUUAUGGGAACCAGCCAAAUUGAUUUUAACGUAAGGCUGAAAAGAUUCGAGGUUUUUGUAUUGAUUCUUUUGUACACUAGUAGAUCGUGUUUGUUUGUUGUGCUUGAAAAGUAGUGCAACAUUGAUACGAAUUGUAUUUGUAAAAUGGAGAAGGUGUACCAGAUUGAUGACAAGUAUUUAUGUGUUAAUUGAUGUGAACUUUUUAGUGAAA
Lactuca sativa (garden lettuce) is the source of this 2033-nucleotide messenger RNA. Its product is annotated as protein NUCLEAR FUSION DEFECTIVE 4. Lineage: Eukaryota; Viridiplantae; Streptophyta; Magnoliopsida; Asterales; Asteraceae. The record is from RefSeq and is a predicted model, not a curated record. Gene Ontology annotation, cellular component: membrane.